CAGUAUCAAAAAUCCCUGCGUAGCCCUCCGUUUAACGGAGACUGCACUGCUCCAUGAGCCUCCACGUGCUGCGCAAGCUCUCUGCCCCCGUCGCCAGGCCCCUGCUGCAGCGCGGCCUGGCCACCCACGCCGUGCCGACGCUGCUGACGGACGCCGAGCGCGCCGCGGGGCUGCAGCAGAUCACCAGCGCCUGGGAGGUCGUGCCUGGACGCGACGCCAUCCGCCGCCGCUUCGAGUUCCGCGACUUCAACGAGGCCUGGGGCUUCAUGAACCGCACGGCGCUGCUGGCCGAGCAGAUGGGCCACCACCCGGAGUGGUUCAACGUCUACAACCGCGUGGACGUCACGCUCAGCACGCACGACUGCGGCGGCCUCUCCAAGAACGACAUCAAGAUGGCGACCGCCAUGAACAGCUACGCCCAGGCGGUCUAAGUUGUCUGGAAAGCGAGGGGGGAUGCUAAACAUCUCAUCAAAGAUUUUUUUUGUGGAUGUCAAGAUGAAGACGAGUCGUUGACAAACAGUAAUAUCUUGCUAAUUAACUGGGAUAUUAGCUG
Molecule: messenger RNA, 553 nt
Organism: Phytophthora sojae
Lineage: Eukaryota; Oomycota; Peronosporomycetes; Peronosporales; Peronosporaceae
Exons: 2
Coding region: 54-431 (125 amino acids)
Biological process (GO): tetrahydrobiopterin biosynthetic process
Molecular function (GO): 4-alpha-hydroxytetrahydrobiopterin dehydratase activity
Source: RefSeq, a predicted model, not a curated record